Molecule: messenger RNA, 1506 nt
Organism: Rana temporaria (common frog)
Lineage: Eukaryota; Metazoa; Chordata; Amphibia; Anura; Ranidae
Gene: HMX1
Product: H6 family homeobox 1
Exons: 2
Coding region: 466-1317 (283 amino acids)
Biological process (GO): negative regulation of DNA-templated transcription; regulation of transcription by RNA polymerase II
Cellular component (GO): nucleus
Molecular function (GO): DNA-binding transcription factor activity, RNA polymerase II-specific; RNA polymerase II transcription regulatory region sequence-specific DNA binding
Source: RefSeq, a predicted model, not a curated record
AGCCCCCUCCCUCUCCUCCCUCUCCCUCUCCCUCUCUCCUGCAGUUUGAUUUGCCUCCCUAAUUGACCUAAAUAAAGCUCCUGAGUGACAAGGCACUUCUAGGGCCCCCAGGCACUGCACACUACUAAGCAGAGAAGUGAGCUCAGCUCAUCCUCCUCCUGAUCUCCAGCAAUUCUCCUUCUUCUCUCCCCUUCAAUAAUCCAAUUUGCUGAUCAUUCUCGUCCAAUCGGAGAAAUUCUGCACAGCGGUUAGCUGGCCUGACAUUUUUAUUUGCUUUCUGAUCGUCUUUUUAUGUGUGUGUGGGAGAGCAGCGCUGCUCGGAGGAGAUGACUGCUCAACAUCUGCUACUACUACACCAUCAUCAUCGCUCCCCAUAGAAGGCGGCGGCGGUGAGCGCUGUGCCUGGGCAGUGGGCACCAACCUCCUCCACCUAUACCUACCUCACUCCUUCUCCACCCAUCCACCAUGCCCGAUGACUCCACCGACACCCAGACCUCUACCCCGGCCAGGGUCUCCUCCUUCUUCAUCGAGAAUCUGCUGGGCACCGGGGCCAAGGACAGCAAGAAGCGGGCCAGCCCGGAGGAUGGGCACCCGGGGCAGACUAAUGGAGUGCCAAUCAGCCAUCUGAGCUCGGUGUGCUGCCAGCUCUCCCCCUACAACUACAACCCCCAACAUGGCAUCUACCCACUGCGGGAGAACACCAUGGAGUGGUACAGGAGGGCGCAGGCCACCUACAUAGGCUGCACCAGUCCGGAAACAAGUGACAGAGAUUCUCCUGAGAUCUCAGAAGGUGCAGAGAGACACUACAGUAGAGGAUAUAGGAAACAUAGCAGUGAUGCCUCUGAAGACAAGAGAGAGGACUUCCCCUGCAAGGAGGAGGAGAAAGCUGAGCAGGACUCAGACCAGAGGUCAUCCCGCAAGAAGAAGACCCGCACUGUGUUCAGCAGGAGCCAGGUCUUUCAGCUGGAGUCCACCUUUGACAUGAAGAGGUACUUAAGCAGCUCUGAACGAGCCGGCCUGGCGGCCUCCCUCCAUCUCACAGAGACACAAGUAAAAAUCUGGUUUCAGAACCGCAGGAACAAAUGGAAACGGCAACUGGCCGCUGACCUGGAGGCUGCCAACAUCUCCCACACAACCCAAAGGAUAGUCAGGGUGCCCAUACUGUACCAUGAGAACUCUGCUGCCACUUCCUUGGGUUUCAGCUUGCCACACAUCUCCCCACCUUUGGUAGGCUUCUCCAGCUCUGUUAACUAUCCCCUGACCACCUUUCCAAACUCAGUACCCUUUAUAAGAUCACAGAUGACUGGACUGGUCUGAGAACUCUGCAUCCCUAAUGGGACUUUUUGCCUACCUGUUUUGUAUGAACUGCAUAUCUUUAUUUACGGCAUACUUGAUUUUCUUGCAUUUCAACUAAAAACGUGCAAUAGCUUUGACUUGGGAGUCACUGCAAACAAUACAACAACAUGAUGGCGCAAAUAAACCUUUCUUUUUGUACUUCCAAAGAAA